CGUGAUAUGCAAACAUUUUAGAUACAGAUGAAUGUUUAGAACCACAGCUGAAUAACUGUACACAGGAAUGCAUAAAUACAAUCGGAAGUUACUCUUGUGGGUGCAGAAAUGGAUAUACGAAAUACGACGAGUAUUCAUGUAAAGAUAUAGACGAAUGUGAGCUACGGACAUCUUCCUGUGAGCAGAGAUGCAUCAAUAACGAGGGACAUUACAGUUGUUUUUGCCACUUUGGAUACAGUCUUAACGAUGAUCGCCGUACAUGUUCCAAAAUUUCAGAUCCAUGCUUAUCCAUCAAUAAUCUCACCUGUUCACAUUUUUGCCAACUAGUAGACGAAAAUGCUGAAUGCGGCUGCAAAAGCGGCUUCAUGAUUGAAUCCGAUCUUCAGACAUGCACAGAUAUAAACGAAUGUGUCGAAGAUGGCCAAAAUAAAUGCCUCGGGGACGCCACAUGUAUAAAUACAGAGGGUUCUUUCCUUUGUGAAUGUCCAGAUGGAAAACAGCUAGAGAAUGACGGACGUACUUGCUCAGAAUGUGAUAACUAUCACUAUGGAAGAAACUGCCAGUAUACAUGUAGUUGCUUAAAUGGUGUAUGCGACAAGAGAACAGGUUGUGUUUGUGAUCCUGGAUGGGCCGGCACAUUUUGCGACAUUGACAUUGAUGAAUGUUCCACAGAACAAGUUGUGUGUCAGAUGGAAAAUUCCGUUUGUGUAAAUAUACUUGGCAGCGCCAUAUGUUCUUGUGAGAUAGGAUACCAAAAUAACUCUGGAGUUUGUCAAGAUAUUGACGAGUGUGAUGCUGUAAAAGCGCAAUGAAUGUGAUCAGAUCUGUACUAACACUGAAGUGGAGUUACACCUGUUCUUGUCAACAUGGUUUUGUAUUCGAUGGAGAAUGCACAGAUGUAGAUGAAUGCGCUGGACAUCACGACUGCGAUCAGAUUUGUGAAAACACUAUAGGAAGCUAUCGCUGUUCCUGUGAGGACGGGUAUA
Mercenaria mercenaria is the source of this 986-nucleotide messenger RNA. RefSeq names its product mucin-like protein. The record is from RefSeq and is a predicted model, not a curated record. Lineage: Eukaryota; Metazoa; Mollusca; Bivalvia; Venerida; Veneridae. The transcript is spliced from 8 exons. The coding region runs from base 366 to 812 and encodes 148 amino acids. Gene Ontology annotation, molecular function: calcium ion binding.